This is a messenger RNA of Naumovozyma castellii, 597 nucleotides long. RefSeq lists its product as uncharacterized. Bases 1 to 597 code for a protein of 198 amino acids. The transcript has a single exon. The record is from RefSeq and is a predicted model, not a curated record. NCBI's taxonomy places the organism in Eukaryota, Fungi, Ascomycota, Saccharomycetes, Saccharomycetales, Saccharomycetaceae.
AUGUUUAUCGGGAAAAGGAAGAAAAAAGUCUUUCUCGAGCACUGCGGUGUUUCUUUUUGUCUCGUUUGCGGGCGGGACAUUUGUCGAGGAAUUUCCCCAGAUUAUUUGGAAUUGUCGUCUCCCUUUUUCCCUUACCAUGCAUAUUGGAAAAACCCUUUGUGCGCAAAUUCCUCUUGGUCCCUUAAUGGGCUUCCUCUAUUCUUCCGCGGCCAAAAAGAAAUUUUGGUGGAGAAGGGGUGCGAAAUUUACCGAGCCCGCGGAUUGCCACAGAAAAUGCCGUGCAGACGGAAAAUCUGGGGAAAAAGCAAUUCCCCACACAAAAGGACCACCCCGCAACUCCCCAUUAUCGCAUUAAGAAUCCAGACAUUUCACAGCGGCUCUGCGGCUGCUUCUUUGUGUCCCAACAUCUGUCGUCGAGCUUUAUUGCUUUUACGCCGAGGAUUUGUUCCCUCGAGAAACUUUUUGUUCCUUCUUUUCUUUUUUGGAAGCUAUUUCAAACAAUUCCAAAUAUUUGAUAUAAAAAGGAUACUAUAUUCCAUCCAGGAGAUUCAAUUGUUGUUUGUGCUUUCACUUCUAUUCUUAAUGUCUUUCCUUUAA